CAGCAGGUAGCAGAGAAUCCGAAGCCCCCCAGCAAAGAACCUGAUUGGCCACCUUAUCCACGCUCCGGCCUCGUCACCACACUUUUGCAAAUGCGCGGCCGCAUGCCGUGCCAGCCUCAGCAACGCAACAAUGUCGCAGCGAAUCCUCAACACCGCCAAGCCGACGCAAGCACCGACGCAGCGCCACCACCUUUCACCUCCACAGCCGCCGCCUAAGCUCGGUCGCCGCGCCGCCGCGGCGGCGAUCGCCAUCGUGGCCGCGCCUGCGCUGCUGAGCGUCUCGCCGGCGCCGUCCAAGGCGCAGGAAGCCGAGCCCGAAGAGCUCGCCGGUGCCGGUGCCGGUGCCGCCGCCGCCACCGACACCGCGGCGGGGCCGUGCCUCGCGGAGUUGCCCGUCACGGCGACGGCCUUCCUGGACGUGUCCAUCGGCGGGGAGCCGGCGGGGCGCAUCACGGUGGGCCUGUUCCGCGACGCGGCGCCGGCGGGCGCGUCCCGGUUCCUGUCCCUCGUCACGGGGGUCGGGUACCGGCGCAAGGAGUUCGUGAAGAUCGUGCCGGGCUACGUGCAGCACGGCGGCGUGGUGUCGUACCCGGCCGUGCCGGCGGUGACGGACCGGCUGGCGGCGGAGGCGGACGCCCUGCGCGCGCGGUGCGGCGCCGGCGGCGGGGCCGUGCACGGGGCGGCGGGCGCGGUAUCGAUCGUGGUGCGGGACCCGAGCCUGCCGCCGCCGAAGCCGAAGCUGGUGGCCAAGGGCGGGAAGCUGGAGGUGGAGGAGGAGCAGGUGGGGGUGGCACCCAACGGCACCGAGUUCGUGAUCACCACGGCGGCGGCGCCCGAGCUGGACGCGUCGGCGGUGCUGGUGGGCAGGGUGCUGGACGGCAUGGACGUCGUGGCCAAGAUCGCCGCCGUUCCCACCGUCAGGGACAACGCCGGCUCGCCAUACUUCAGAGUGGCCAAGCUGAUUGGUGACAAGAGAGCAGUGGUUGCAGAGAGAGGAUUCAACCGUCCUUACACCAAGGUCGUCAUCACCAACUGCGGCAUGCUAAGUAAAACCGAGUAGUACUAUGAGAAAAGCAACACUCCUUUUUUCUUUAACGCGAGAGUUCAUUGUCUUCGUUUGCCCUGUCUCAACCAUCACAAGAAUUGAGUGGAGAGCCCACGGAAAAAAGCUAGAUUGGCGCGAACAUUUCAUU
Setaria italica (foxtail millet) is the source of this 1193-nucleotide messenger RNA. RefSeq names its product peptidyl-prolyl cis-trans isomerase CYP26-2, chloroplastic. Gene Ontology annotation, cellular component: chloroplast. Gene Ontology annotation, biological process: protein peptidyl-prolyl isomerization. The record is from RefSeq and is a predicted model, not a curated record. Lineage: Eukaryota; Viridiplantae; Streptophyta; Magnoliopsida; Poales; Poaceae. Gene Ontology annotation, molecular function: peptidyl-prolyl cis-trans isomerase activity. Bases 131 to 1060 code for a protein of 309 amino acids. The transcript has 2 exons.